AAAUCCACGGUCACACUGCCAACAACUCAAAAGCUCCGUUUUUUAGUGGUUGCCGGUAAAAAUAUAUAUUUUAAACUGAAAGGUAAACCAAAUAAAUGUUGUUCAGCACCAUUGAGAAAUAAGUUAGCUGGAACACAGCCGUCGAUAGCAGGCCGCAGAGACUUGUUCGCUCUCGCCAGCGCCAACGCUACAUUUGCCGCCAUUUUGCCUCGCAUACACAUACAAAUUUACCGUUUAAGCGCUGCAUCAGCAGAAAAAUUGUGCAAAAGUGAUAAUUUCUCACGUGUUGGCUGGGCGCUGCAUUUUCUCUCAAAAUAAAACGAAGAGCUGUUUCCGAAAUGUCAGAACUAGACUGGGAUGAGCCAGAUGCUGAUCACGCACCUGCAACUAAUAUGUAUAAGCGUGAUAAUAAGGAUUUUCACGACAAGUACGAGCGCAACGUGAGACGCGACGAAAACUCGCGUGGUCAGCGCGGCUACGGCGAUCGCAACAGGGACAACCAUGACGAUUAUGGUCAUGGUCAGGGACGCCGCGAGCGCAGUGAUAAUGGUGGCGGAGGGUUUGCUAAAAGCGCGGAGUACGCUCUCUCCGAGGUGAUCAAUAUUGGCGCAGACAUGAUUGGACGGAUUAUAGGCCGCGCUGGAUCCAAUGUGACUCGCAUCCAAACCGAUUUCGAUGUGCGCGUCAACGUGGAUAAGGGCGAUUUGACUGUGAAGAUCCUGGGCAAUAUCCAGAGGAACGUCAGCGAUGCCGCCAAUUACAUACGAAAUCAGAUAUCAAGCGAUUCGGGAAAUCGCGACAGGGACAGAGGCUCCCAUGGUCGCGGCGAUGAAGGUACAUCUAGUUAUGGAGGAGGCGGUGGAUCCAGCUAUGGCGGAGGAGGUGGUUCCAGUUACGGAGCAGGAGGUGGAUCCAGUUACGGAGCAGGAGGUGGAUCCAGCUAUGGCGCAGGGGGUAGUUCCAGCUAUGGCGCAGGAGGUGGCGGUGGAUCCGGCUAUGGUCGGUAUCGUACCGAACCUAGCAGCAGCUAUGACGAUGCCUCAUCUAAUAAUAAUCAAGAUGGCGACUUAACUGGCACCAUUGAUUGGGCCGGCCUUAACAAGGCCUCUGAAAAAGCUGCAGCAGCGCGUUGGGCCAAACUUCCCCAAUUGACAAAGAACUUUUACAAGGAGGCCCCUGAGGUGGCGAACCUAAGCGACGCGGAAGUGCAACGCCUGCACACGGAGAACAACAAUACGACUGUUUCCCUUGUGUUUGAGCCGAAGGAGGGCGAAGCUGCCCCACCCAUACCGAAUCCAGUAUGGAAAUUCGAGCAAUGCUUUGCCGAAUAUCCCGAUCUGCUGGGCGAAAUCGAGAAGCAGGGCUUCCCCAAGCCCUCGCCCAUUCAGUCGCAGGCAUGGCCCAUUCUGCUCAAGGGUCAUGAUAUGAUUGGCAUUGCCCAGACCGGCACAGGCAAGACGCUGGCCUUCCUGCUGCCCGGCAUGAUACACACCGAGUAUCAAAGCAUUCCCAGGGGUCAGCGUGGCGGCGCCAAUGUCCUUGUGCUGGCGCCCACUCGCGAGCUGGCGCUCCAGAUUGAAAUGGAGGUGAAGAAGUAUUCUUUCCGCGACAUGAGGGCGGUUUGCAUUUAUGGAGGCGGAAGUCGUCGCAAUCAGAUCUCAGAUGUGGAGCGUGGAGCGGAGAUUAUCAUCUGUACGCCCGGGCGUCUGAACGAUUUGGUUCAGGCCAAUGUCAUAGACGUAAGCAGCAUCACCUAUCUGGUAUUGGACGAAGCGGAUCGUAUGCUGGACAUGGGCUUCGAGCCCCAGAUACGCAAGGUCUUGAUGGACAUUCGUCCCGAUCGCCAGACCAUUAUGACAUCGGCCACCUGGCCGCCUGGCGUGCGCCGUCUCGCCCAAAGCUACAUGAACAAUCCCAUCCAGGUGUGCGUCGGUUCCCUCGAUCUGGCAGCCACACACUCGGUGAAGCAGGUCAUUGAGCUGCUCGAGGAUGAGUCUGAGAAAUACGGCAUCAUCAAAUCCUUUGUCAAGAACAUGACAAAGACCGACAAAAUAAUCGUCUUCUGCGGCCGCAAGGCACGCGCCGACGAUCUAUCCAGUGACUUGACCCUGGAAGGGUUCAUGACCCAGUGCAUACACGGCAGUCGCGAUCAGAGUGACCGCGAACAGGCCAUAGCCGACAUUAAGUCGGGCGUGGUGCGUAUUCUCAUAGCCACCGAUGUGGCCUCUCGUGGCCUGGAUAUCGAGGAUAUCAGUCAUGUGAUCAACUAUGAUUUCCCACGCAACAUCGAGGAGUAUGUGCACCGUGUGGGCCGUACGGGACGCGCUGGCCGUACCGGCACCUCCAUUAGCUUUAUCACACGUUCGGACUGGGGAAUGGCCCAAGAGCUGAUUAACAUUUUGCAGGAGGCUGACCAGGAGGUUCCUGAGCAGCUUCACAACAUGGCCAGACGUUUCAAGGCCAUGAAGGAGCGCCGCGCCGCUGAAGGCGGAGGCGGCGGAGGAGGACGUAGCGGCGGUGGAGGCUAUGGUGGUGGAAGUGGUGGCUAUGGUGGUGGUGGUGGCCGCAGCGGCGGUGGAGGACGCGGUGGCGGGGGCGGUCGCUUCGAUCGCUUUGAGUUUUGAAUUAAUUAACAAAAGCACAAAAUUUCUAGUUUUAAGCCACACACUCUGUGAAGCACGCCACUGAGCUGCUGGAGACGAGACGUACCCCCAUC
Molecule: messenger RNA, 2716 nt
Organism: Drosophila obscura
Lineage: Eukaryota; Metazoa; Arthropoda; Insecta; Diptera; Drosophilidae
Product: ATP-dependent RNA helicase dbp2
Molecular function (GO): RNA binding; ATP binding; RNA helicase activity
Source: RefSeq, a predicted model, not a curated record